CAACUAAUCGAGCGGCUCAGAUCAUUCCAUUUAAUCAUCAACAGAAAAGAAAAAACCCAAAAAUUGCAAAAUAAAACGAGAAACGAAUCCGACGCAAAGCCUCUUAACCCUGCUUCGGAGAAUCUCGAUCAAUCGAUUUCGAUUAGUUUCAGGAUUGAUUUGUGUACAUGGCAUCAGCAGAUGAAGCAGUAGAUAUAGAUGUCUUGGAGAGGCGCUUACUGUCGGAUUCAGUUUCAAAUGAGUAUAAUGAAACUGAUGAUGAUACAGUUCUUUAUCAUGGGUCGUUUGAAGAGAUGGAAGAUAACUUUGUGAAAUAUCAAACAGCUCAAUGGAUUCUUUAUUCCAUACUUCUGAUUUUGGCAUGGGGAAUAGGAAUCCUCAUGCUGCUUUAUCUGCCAAUUCGAAUAUAUGUCUGUCGUAAGGAUUUCCGGUCGAGGAAGCUGUAUUUGACUUCUAAUGCUAUCGUUUACAAGGUCACAAAACCUGUAGCUUUUCCUUGCUUUGGGGUUUUGAAGAAAGAGAAGCAUGUGAUACUUCCUUCAGUGGCUGAUGUUGUAGUUGAACAAGGAUAUCUGCAAUCUUUAUUUGGUAUAUACUCGAUCAGAAUUGAAAAUACCGGCGUGCGAAGGCCUGCCAGUGAUGAUGUUAAGAUACACGGAAUUGCUCAUCCGAGGGAUUUUCGACAGGCUGUUCUAACACGCCUUUCAAGUAUGAAGAGCGAGUGUUUCAGUCGGCAAGCUUCCAUAAAUGAAGAUCUACGUAUUACAGCUUCUGGUUCUCUACCCAGUGCCUCGGUGCCCCCUCCUGGAGAGUUGAUUUUAGAGAAGCUUGAGGUGGUUGAAAGUUCUGUGAAGAGAGUACAAAAGCUAAUUGAGAAGAAGGCUCAACCAUCUGAGCUCUAAUGUAAGAUGGACCGACUUCAUGCGAACAAGGUGGCUCUCGCGCUCGACUUUUCUCGCACAACAGCAGCAAUCUAACCAAUCGAGAUAGAGGAUUAUCACUUUGAUACAAAUUGUUUCUCU
Molecule: messenger RNA, 1022 nt
Organism: Ananas comosus (pineapple)
Lineage: Eukaryota; Viridiplantae; Streptophyta; Magnoliopsida; Poales; Bromeliaceae
Exons: 8
Coding region: 168-902 (244 amino acids)
Source: RefSeq, a predicted model, not a curated record